AUGGUCCGAACGAACAGGGGGCCAGGAACAGACUUAGAAAGUCGCACGUCCCACGUCGACGAGAACAGGGACGGGGGUCGCAAAAAUGUCGUUAGAGCCAUCAAAUUGAAUGGAUGGAGGGUCCAGGGUCUGACAGCACCCAUAGCUCUAGGUAUAGCUUGCGGAUGGCAGCCCGCUGGAUCGGCAAUCGAAAAAUCACAGGGCGACCAAGGGACUUCCUUGGUCGUAUUGCUCGGUACUGGACCUAAUCCCUAA
Molecule: messenger RNA, 255 nt
Organism: Pyricularia pennisetigena
Lineage: Eukaryota; Fungi; Ascomycota; Sordariomycetes; Magnaporthales; Pyriculariaceae
Exons: 2
Coding region: 1-255 (84 amino acids)
Source: RefSeq, a predicted model, not a curated record